Oxyura jamaicensis (ruddy duck) is the source of this 5554-nucleotide messenger RNA. RefSeq names its product small integral membrane protein 38 (gene SMIM38). Bases 3324 to 3455 code for a protein of 43 amino acids. Lineage: Eukaryota; Metazoa; Chordata; Aves; Anseriformes; Anatidae. The record is from RefSeq and is a predicted model, not a curated record. The transcript has 3 exons.
AGCAAGGCCUUGGCUGGGGUCUGUGGGCCACCAGCUUGAUGCUAAACAAAAAUCGCAAUAGCAACGUGACAGUCUUCUCGCCAGACGAGCGAUAGCAGUUAGUUUGUGACUGUGAACUUAGCAACUGAAGAACUGCAUUUAUUUCACAGGCUUCUCAGAGUGUCUGAUCCAAAGAUAACCAUGUGCAAAAGUGUCAGAAUGUUCUGGAUGAAUCAGAGCAGGCUGUUGUUCAUGCAAACGUGAGCUUGACUGCCGUGCUUUUGGACAGGCACAGAUUUAGCGAGGUGCUAUGAAAAGUCUCAACACGCCUCUCUGCGCACCUACCACACCUCUGCCGGAGCACUCCUGGGCCUCACUGGAGCGCUGCAUCUGCCAAGUUUGUGAUGGGUUUUACCUGUCAUCCUUUGGCGACCCCAGUUGUCUCCAAGGUCCUGGAGGCUCCUGUGAGACUGGUGCCCUGGCUGAGUUUUGUGGUUUGGCUCACAUGGCUCUUGGCACAAGUGAUGACGCGAGACCUCCUGUGCAGUCAACCAGCCGUGCUUCAUCUGUACUUGAAAGUCUCAUCUAUCCUGUGAGCCUUGAUGGAGUUUCUUUGUUUUCAGUUUUAAUAACUGCACCCUUUGGAGGAAAUAUGGGUUGUGAACCCUGACACCUACCAGCUAAAAGUGUAAUAGCAAGUUUUACCCCAGCACACCUUCUUAUUAUUUUUGUCAAAUAGUCUGCAGUAGGCUGAAUGCAGUUAUUUUUUGAUAUGAAUAUCUUCUAUUUUAUGAAGCAGUUCUGCUUCAACAUACUUGGAAGAAAACUUGUCCAGUUCCGCGGCAUGAAAAGCAGUUUAUCUUGAAGUGUUUCUCAAGCACUUGAUGUCCUUCAACGUCCUUUAAAAAUCAGUAUGUUAUACAUUGCAUUUUUAUUUGAGUAAAAUCAUGGUAGCUCAGGAUUUAUCCAUAACACUGAUACAGGGGAAGGAAACAUUUUGUCUUCUAAAUUACAAAGGAAGGAAGGUGCUUCUGUCACUUCAAAGAGUCUGAACUGAAAGUAAGUAGAACAAGAAGACUUUCUCAAAACUGAGCAUCCAAUCUCAGCUCCCUGCUUCAAGAGGCAAGCACAGUCUUUGUGUUGACCCAGAGCUGCAGUGCAGGCUUAGUAUUUUUUUUUCUGUUAAUGGUUACUGCUAGAAGAGUACCUGUUCACAGCUGAAGGAUGAGCAGAGUUUGAGAACAGCUGAUCCAUUCCCUGUUCCAAAUCGAGAAAGGACUUGACUUGCCUUUUCUAUUGUACAUGUGUAUCUGAAUACAUAUAUAGGAAUAGGAUAUUCUAUUGCUCUGUUUUUAAGGAGCAAUGUCAACACUUCUCUAGCUUCUUCUGCAUCUGCUGUAAGAAAAUUCCAGACGCCAGCAACAUUCUAUUAGGAUUUUUUUCCCGAGCUGCUGAUAAUAUGCUUAUGCUGUAAUUCCAUUUUAAAAUAGUCUUUUAGUCUAGGAAUUUCCUCGUCUGAUUUGCCUCAGACUUUCCAGAAAAAUUCUACUUUGGCAUAAAGUUUGCACCUGUGAAAGUUCAAGGAAAUCGGGUUAGCUUUUGCUAAACGAGGAAGGGAUUCUGCCAAAGUUGGGUUUACAAUGAAAGGCUAGUUUAAAUAUGGACAGACUAGUCUCUUCAUAAUUAUUAGGUAAUAUUAAUGUAUAAUCAGUCCCAUAAAGAAAAAAGAAAUCUAAAUGGACUUUAUAUUGCUUAUAAAAAUGCAUUUCUGUUUCUUCUUUGGCUAGUCAAGGGAGAAUGUUCGCUAUUAACCCAUCUUGUUUAAUUUUGUGAGCCGCCACUCGUGUGCAAAUUUCCUGUACAUCUUGAACAAAAACAUGUAAAAGAUGAACAAAGAAUGAGGGGGGAAAUUAUAAAUGGAUCCAUGUGACUGCCUCUUCUCCAGAGAUUUUUUCCCUCACUUCGGAAGUUUAGAGGGAACGCAGGGCCAUGCAGUGUGUGUUAAAGCUGAUGGAAUAUCUUUCUCCCUCAGGGUAUUUCUUUAAUCAAUGUUUCUUUAUACCAUUAGGUCAUCUCUUCUUUCUUUCUUUCUUUAUUUUCUGAAGAAUCCUUGUUUUGUAUGUUUUCAUGCAUCCUGACAUUUAUUCUCAGAAUUAUGGCCUGAUCACUUCCUGUCCUCUUCCUCAAAAUUUCUCUCAUUUUAUCUAUUUUAAGUGCUGAAGCACAAAGAUAACCCCAUCAUAGUUCUCUCGUUUUCCCCAGCAGUUCCCCCCCUUGCCUCCCCGCAAUGAAAAAUGAAAGGUCUCAUGGUCUUACAGAUUUUCUUUAUGCUUAUUUUGGCCUAUUUGCAACCCAAAUACAUCAUCAUGCUAUAAGACGGCUCUCUAAGGCUCUUGGAUCAAUUAAAGGUAGCCCUAUUCAUUGCCAGUACAAACCUUUGCCUAUUAACUCUUUCAAAGGGCAUUUGUCAUCGCAAAAAGCUGUGAAUGCUGUCUGGGUUCAUUGAUUUAAAAAAAGGUAUUGUUUUAAGGCUGCUGAAUAUCUUAAUUAGUUGUAAUCAGAGGGUAGCUUGUGUCUGUAAAGUGAUACAGUUACCUUUCACCUACUUGCUUUAUUCUGUGUGUUUUUAAAAGAAAAAUAUCUCAAAUGUAAUUUAAGCAGAGUGUUUUUAGGGUACAAGAGGAGUGCACUUGCUGAUCAAAGUAUAAUUUAUGACGUUAUUUUAUAAAGCCAAAUAUUUAAUGUGCUAACUCAGAAUACGUCUCAUUGGCUUACAACCAGCCUUGAGAGGGAGAAAAAAAGCCCCUCCAGUGUUGUUUCCUGCAAAGACCAUUCUUAAGAGCUCGUUGGACAGCGCAGGGCUCUUGAAGUGAUAGCUAAUUGGUGAAAGAAAGGCCCCGAUUGUCUUGAGGGAGCUGGAAAGUGCUGCGUGUGCUGCUGAAAGGGACUAGGGAGAAGGUGCCUGGUUUCGCUGAGCAGCUGCUGCUGGAGAUGUUUGGAGAUUACAUCAGCAUUGGAAAAAAGGGGCAAAAAAAAAGUCCAACUUCACAGAGACGGAGUUUAUGGAGUUUUUUUCCCCUUCCAAAGGUCUUCUGACAAUACUGUCAUUGUCAAUAUAAGAGUUGUUAAUUCUUUAUGAAUAGCACAUGGGGCCUCUUGACUAAAUAGUACGUUACAUGUCCCAAAUCUGUCAGCUGGGCUCUUCUCUCACAUGCUAGUGAGAUCACUUUGAUUGGAAUGUUACAGGAAUUGCGGGGCCGGACACAGAACUGAAUACUGCAUUAUAUAAUUAGAUCUCCCGUAGUAUUUUUUUUUUCAGAUUACCUCAUUAUUCUAGCUUAAAUAUGGAAUCCGUCCUUUUGAUGAUUUUGCUGAUUGUGAUUAUAUUCAUACGAUUCGUUUUAUGGUCCUGCCUUAGUGCUUACAUAGAUUACAAACUGUCCCAAAGGUUUCCUGACAAGAGAAAAGAGGACUAAGAUACUUCAAAAGGCUUGUUCAGAUUUGAACUGGCAAUGGGGACAACUGGACAAGGUAAAUGGAGCUAGAGAAGAUUUUACUUUGGGUUCCGAUGAGAGAGAAAUGACCUGCUGAGACUGCAAUUGAGUGAAAAGUCUUCAGAAGGCCUCGUGCUGACAGAGAGGGGGGGAAAUCCAACAACUGAUUGAGUCAAACAAAUUCCUAUCAGACUAGGGCAAGAAUUUGUUGUUGGGAACAGACUUGUGGACUUUUGCCAAUGAAAUGAUCUGGACAAGCUGGAAGGAAUCCUAUUGUUGGGCAGUCCAAGACUGCCAGUGGCCCAGUCUUGAUACAUGAAAUGCGAUGGCUUAUUGCCUGCUGGACAAGCUGCUGAUCUGCACGUUAAGAUGUCAGCUGCACAGCCUGCCUGGAUGCAACAACUGACUGCGCCUGAACGAACAUGAAGAUUACUGGCCCAAUUUAGGAUCCGUGUCUAAGGAAGCAGAUUUAUGGAGUGGAUUUUUACAUGAUUGACUGCCUUGUUGCUAAAUUCUUCUUGUGGUUCAUCCUUGUCAGUCAGAUCAGAAACUGAGUGUUUUUAACUGACUAUAACCUGAUGGUUAUCCCCAUUUCUUAUCAAGUGAUAUAUCCGAAUAAUCACGCACUGCACACCACUGGAAUACCAUGUUCCGUGAAAAACAGAUCUGUGCAUCUGAGUUUGUCUGACAGACCAGCAGUGCUUCAGCAGCACCAGGGGUGGGGACAUGCGACAGCACUCAGUGGCCUUGCAAAGUAAUUAUUUCAUUUCUAGUCUUUCAUAAAGAGCUACUGGGACAUGGGAAGAUCUGACAACUUGCCCAAGGCAAUAGUGACUUAGGAUUCCUUGGUUAAUGCGUCUUGCAAAAUGAGACAGGAGACUCCAAGUGAACUGUUUGCUUUCAAAUGGCUGUUAUACUAAGUCAAACAUCCAAAGAAUCUUGCUGCAACAACAGAAUUUAACAUCUGCUUUUAAGAACUUGAUUUUCCUACAGCAAAAGUAGGAAAAUCUGCCUUGCCUGAGGAAGGGAAGUUGAAAUGCAAUGUCCUUGGCCCAGUCAAUUUUAAAAAGGUUUCUCUGGGUUGAUGAUUUUUAUGUCAGUUGAAAGUAAAGGCUCCCACGUGGUAAACUAACUUCUGUAUCUCUUGGUAGCUUACAUGAUGAUAUCAGACUUCAGCCUAGGUAAAAACCCAAAGCAUUCCUGUAACGAGUUUCUGGCCCAUUCAUGAGUCACACACUCCUACAGGCUUGUCUCAUUUUAGCGACUGUUAAUCAGCCCUUAUCACUCUGUUGUGUGAAGCCUCCUAAAACUCAGACAGGAGAGGUGGCAUGUGUUUAUGCUGUGGAGCAGGGUAAAUGUCAGGUCAAUUGAUUGCAGCUUCAGGUUUUAUUUAUGGUGGAUGACCAACCUACAAGACAGCCUGCAAUGUCUGAAGAUGCAUGCCAUUGCCUUGGAAUCUAGCUAGUUAAUAAAUUACGUCUAGAUGUAACUAAACCCCUUGUCUGUUUUUGUGGAUCCUAAUUUUAAUGAUGAUUGUCUCAUAUUUGUUUUUGUGUUCCCCAGCACCAGCAGACCACAAAGGGAAAGUGAAAUGGUGUCUAUUUGAUGUGCAGACAUACCUUUGAUAAUAAGUAACUGGAAAAAUAGGCACAGUGAUCCAUUUUUCUUCUGUCAAUUAAACAUAGCUAUUCUUAGCUGUUGUAUGCAUCGUUGUGAAGAAAAUGAAACUUGUAGAUAAACUGAUAUGAUAGUGCCUUUAAGGAACACAUUUCCUAAUCCAUAUUUUUAAUUUAAACUAUACUUGACAGUGUCGUAUAUUAAUCAUUUAAAAAUGUGGAUAUAAAGAGAAAUGCUACAGGAGCUGUGGGUUAAUGUCCUUAACGUUUGGUGAUGUUCAGAACUGACACUGCUGUGGAAUUCACGUCUUUGAUUCCUUUAUUCCUACAGAGCAGCAUCUUGAAUUUUCCAUGUAAAUCAGAGAUAUCACGGUCUCGUUACGGACCAUCCUCUUAUGCAGACCACAUUUUCAUUGAUCUCUGUGGCACAGUUGGUAGGGAAUCACCAGCAUGGAAUCGUCAGAA